Messenger RNA from Paramecium pentaurelia, 550 nucleotides. The record is from the annotation of a GenBank genome assembly. Lineage: Eukaryota; Ciliophora; Oligohymenophorea; Peniculida; Parameciidae.
AUGUAAAAAGUUGUCACUCCUGAAAUUGUGAGAACAUUUACAAUGCCUUGUGAUAAAUUUUUAUGCAAACCUUCAGAUGAAAUUAAAUUUAUUAAAUUUAUACUUAGAGAUGCUGAUGAUAAUUUUAUUUUAUUUGAUUUUGAUAAUGAUGAAGAAAAUCAAUAAUAAGAAGUUUUAAGUUAUUAAUUUACACCUUAAUAUUUUGAUAUCAAGACAUUAGGAGCAACCAAAAUAUUCAAGACUUUUGAUAAGCCAUUAAAGAAUUUAUUACUUAUUGAUAGGUAUUUAACAAAUACCAAUCUAUAGAUUUUAUUUUAAAAACAACCUCAUUAAAGAAUAUGAAUUUCGAUUUCCUUUUUGCAUUCCACAUUCAACUAAUACUUGGGAAUCCAUGUAUGAUUAACCUGCAUUAGGUACUAAUCUAAAGGAUUAAAUGCUCUUAAAUUCAUGGGAAACUAAAAGUGAUACAUUUCUAUUUAUAGAUGGAAAAUUAGCUAAUCAUGAAAGAAUAGAGUAUGAUUUUAGUGGAGAUUAGGAAGAUUUUGAUUGA